Trichomycterus rosablanca is the source of this 2794-nucleotide messenger RNA. Its product is annotated as mucin-2. The transcript is spliced from 5 exons. Bases 156 to 2420 code for a protein of 754 amino acids. Lineage: Eukaryota; Metazoa; Chordata; Actinopteri; Siluriformes; Trichomycteridae. The record is from RefSeq and is a predicted model, not a curated record.
GGGACACGAGAGGUAACAGCUGAACGUGCAGAACUGAGAGGAACGAGGACCAUCAGAGGGACAAUCAGACGCCCCAGACGCUUCUCCUCGUGGUCUUCUGCUCUGGGAUCUACUGAACACACACACACACACACACACACACACAGCAGAGCAGCAUGAUAAAAAAAGGAGGAUUAAAUUUCCUAAACCGGAGGAAUCAGUCGCUGUUUGACAACAACACACAGUUUAAAGACCUCGAAAAUGUGGAGUUUGUGUACGACUCUGCAGUGAUCCCAGAUUCAGGAACAGCGAAGGUUCGGUCCAGACCCACUGUCAAACACUUCAGUACCUUUGGAGAUGGAGCCACUGGGUACCCUGUUCCAAUCCCAAAAGUUCCUCUUUUACCCCCUGUUAACGGAGCACAGAUCACAGGAAGUACAGACAGACUCUCCCUGAUCUCCAUUGAUGACGUUGAGGAAGGACAGAUCCUGAUUCCUCCACCACCCUCCACCGCACCUCCACCUCCACCUCCACAGUUCAUCCCUCCACCACCCGGCCAUACUGUUUCUCCACCAGCAGUUUUUGGAGAACCAAACCCACCAUCCAUGCGGCCGCCAAAACCCCCUUCCAUGGCUGCACCUGAAAACCAUGACCUUUCAGCCAUCAGGCCUCCACCUAUGACUCCCCCAAAACCUCCAGGUGCUCAAAUGAUGAUGCCACAGGACAUACCAGACUGCCCAAAAUUUACCCCUCCACUACCCCCAUCGAAGUCCCCAAUAAUUAGAAAGAUGCCUCCAGAAAAACCCACAAGGUACUCAUCCAUCCCCAACCUGGUCAUAAUCCCAUCAGGACCUACCAACCCGACAGCCAGCCACACAGUCAGGUCAGCUUCCACCUUCAACCUUCAGAACACAGCUCUAAUCCAAACAGUGCCGAAAACCAGCAUCCUGCCAGAACUACCCGAUUCAGGACAGCCCCCAGUGCCCCCGGUCAAGCCGACCCGCCGGAACAGUUCAGGCAUGAAGCUGGAGAUCAAUCAGCAGGACCUGAGGUCACAGAGGACAUUCCCGACUCCAACACCAAACAUGAUCGUUAACGGCGUACCUGAGGGGGCAGGAACACCACUGAGAGAACGGGUGCCGGGAGAGCUAUCAGCCCAACAUUUACUCCAACCGUCCACAACCCAAUCCUACAGUCCCUUACUGAGCCAUAAGCUGAGGAACCUCAAGACCAACGAAGGUUCCAGUGUGAAAGAACCUGCUGCAUCACCAUUUGCACUCUUAAUGGCAGCCAAAGAGCGAGACAAGCAGCGUUCCGGGCUUUCACGACAGAACAGCACCAAAAGCACCAGCUCUAUAGACUCCUCAGGUGCUAGCUUUCAACCCAGUGAGACAAGAUCAAACUCGUUCAUGGUUACCCCAAGACCAAACGUGACCUCCACAAAUCUCAGCCCAACCCAUCUCACAGAGUCCAAACCUGAGACCCAGAGAGUUACUUACUCCAGACCCCAGCAGUCCGUACCCUCCAUCAGCCCCUCCACCAGCAUUAUGGGUAAAAAUUCCGCUAUAAAUACCUCAAGUAUCACAUCACCAACAUCAUCUAAAUCUUUAACACCUCUGCCUGCUCACUACGAUGUCACUGAUGGCGUUGGUGGCCUGUCCUUCAUUCCUCCUCCACUUGAAUUUGCAAACUCUGAUCCAGAAGAUGAAACUCCACCCAGCACGUACCCACCGUACCCACCUACCAACAGUAUGAGGGUUAAUUCACCUCUGAACUCCAUCACCAACAGUCCCGCUAGUCUCCAGAACACCAAACCAUACAGCAGCGCUGCACCAACCAGCGCUGCACCCAGUGUCCUGUACAAACCAAACCCCCCGUCUCAAUCCUCCACUUCAUCCUCAGCUUCAGUAAAAACACUGCCUCAGACUCUGCCCCCAUCUCCUCCCAAAAUCCAACCCCCAUCUCCACCCAAAAUCCAACCCUCAUCUCCACCCAAAAUUCAACCCCCAUCUCCACCAAAACUUCCACCCCAAGCUUUAACGCCAACACUAACCAAAUCCCCACCUCAAGCCUCUAUCCCAUCUCAGGCUCCCCCGCCCACGGCUGCAAACCAGGCCACCCUGCUCAGCAUCCUGCAGAAGAAGAUGCUGGAAAUGGAUUCCAAAUUCUCUCACACCCCUGAGGUCAGCUCUGAAUGGGACGACGAAGACGUGGGUGUCAGUCACCAACACAAUUCUGCCCCCAAACCCAAGAACCUGGUUCAGUCGGUCCAGUCAAAGGGUCUUGACAUGACGGAGCUUCAGAACAAAGUAACACAAAAAGCUCAAAGCAAACCAGCGAGCAGCAGUGGCAGCGCUUCCUCUAAGCAGCAGUUUGGAAUGACGUUCAUGGUGAGACCUGGAACCAAACAGCCCAUCACACCCGUCGCCAAAACCGAGUGAUCGUCAGCGCCACCAACAGAACGAGCUUUAAAUGCCUGGAUGUGGAGCUGAAACACGUGUUUAUGACAGGCAUCACUAAUCUUCACCUGAGAGCCAGUCUGCUCUUAUUCUUAUUGUUACAUCCAUUAAUCUGAUUAUUUAUCUUUUAUAAAAACAUCAAGUGUAUUAAUCAUUUUCUUCUGUAAAUACUGAUUAGAGAGAACGAGCGCUGAGCUCUGCACCAUAAGGUGCACUUAUAUUAUCUGUUUAUUUACUUGAUCAAGUAUUAUAUUGUUAUUAAACGUGUACAUGAACGAUCCAGAUCAGUGUAAAAUAAUCUGAGAAUAAAAAUAACAAAAUAAACUGUAACGAACUGAAUAAAUAAAUGAUUAGAA